Microthlaspi erraticum is the source of this 372-nucleotide messenger RNA. NCBI's taxonomy places the organism in Eukaryota, Viridiplantae, Streptophyta, Magnoliopsida, Brassicales, Brassicaceae. The record is from the annotation of a GenBank genome assembly.
AUGGUCACCGCCAAAGCCUCACCUCUGUUGUCCAGUUCCUCGACAAUAAAGGAGGGAGACAAUGAAGAGGAAGCACACAAUCAUGUUCCUGAUCCAGUAAUCCGACAACUCAACAACCAGCAGCCGAUGCCAAACAAUGAGGAGGACAACGAGCCUGAGCAACUAGAGGACUAUGUUGGAAUGGAAGACCUAGAAAAUGAUGGGAGUAACAAUUCCUCCGACAUUGCUAUGACUCUGUUUGAGUUGAUGCAGAGAUGUAAAACCGAGGCUCCAGCUCAACGGAAGCGUUGCUUCAUGGACGCUUUGGUCGUGGACUUCAUCAGAGAUGAAGAGGAACGCCUUCAAGCAUCACCGAUUACACGAGGUGAGUAG